Molecule: messenger RNA, 1482 nt
Organism: Ogataea haglerorum
Lineage: Eukaryota; Fungi; Ascomycota; Pichiomycetes; Pichiales; Pichiaceae
Exons: 1
Coding region: 1-1482 (493 amino acids)
Biological process (GO): transmembrane transport
Molecular function (GO): transmembrane transporter activity
Source: RefSeq, a predicted model, not a curated record
AUGUCAAAGAACAGCUCUGAGGUCGGUCUGGAGACCGUCUCGACUGACAAGUCUGAUUUUGAUAGGCAUCUACAGCUCGACGAGGGCAAGAUGCUCCAGUUCCAACCGGAAAGUCCCCGGAGACCAAUCAACUGGAGCACGAAAAAAAAGCUGGUACACACAGUGCUCUAUGGACUCACCACCUUCGGCGCGCAAUUCAACUCUACAACCAUGUCCUUCGAGUACUGUGUUGACGGUAUACGGAAGGAGUUUGGAGCAUCCCGAGAAGUGGUCCUACUUCUGACUUCUCUGUACAUCCUCGGCAUAGCCUUCGGCCCUAUGGUAUUUGCUCCGCUGUCAGAGAUCUACGGCCGCAAAAUUAGUAUAUUUGCUCCAUUCCUUAUGUCUGCUAUGCUGACAUUUGCAACCGGUAUCUCGUACAGCCUCGGUGCAAUGAUGGUGACCCGGUUCAUGGGUGGCUUUUUUGCUGGAGCACCAAUUGUAGCAUCGGGCGGUGUUCUUGGAGAUAUAUGGUCGCCAGCGCAGAGAGGAGCGGCGUUUGCAUUCUAUGCCUGUUUUGUGAUCAACGGAGCAGCUCUGGGGCCUACUGUCGGGUCCUUAUUAAGCAUGAAAACCAAUUGGAGGAAUCCACAGUGGUUUAUUGGAGGGCUGAGUAUUUGCAUCAUUGCCAUCUGUUGCAUUUUUCUGCAUGAAACAUACGAGCCUGUUCUGCUGGCACGGGAGGCGAAAAAAGAACGCCUGAAGUCAGGAUCAUGGGAAAUACAUUCAAAACUGGAUACUUGGGACCUGAACAUUCGCGAGCUAGUCAAAAUCCACAUGGUGCGGCCGUUUGCUAUUCUGCUCACCCCCAUUGUGUUUUUGAUGGCGCUAUAUGCCAGCUACGUUUACGGGUUAUUUUAUUUGAUCCUCACCAAUGUUUCGGAAGCAUUUUACUUGACCAAGGGGUGGAAAGGAACGACAGGGACAUUACCCUGCAUUUCGCUCCUGCUCGGAGUUCUUUUUGGUUGCGUAGGAAACAUGAUCUGGGCCAAUCGGUACGCCAGUCUGGUGGAAAAGAACAAUGGGGAGCCGCUACCGGAACAGCGGCUUCCAGUGAUGAUGAUCCUGGGAUGGCUAAUGCCCGCUGGAAUAUUUAUUUUCGGGUGGACCUGCUCUCCACACAUCCCGUGGCCCAUUCCUUGCUUGGGCAUUAUGAUGAUGGGCUGUGGCUUCAUAACCACUUUUCAAGGAAGCCUGAAUUAUCUCAUAGACACCUACAGAUGGUACUCUGCAUCUGCCAUAGCGGCGGCCACGUUUCUGCGGUCCAUCUUUGCCGCCUCCUUCCCGCUUUUUGCGAAACAGCUGUUUGUCACCUUGAAUGUCCACUGGGGCGCCAGCUUGAUUGGUUUCAUUGCUUUGGGAAUGAUUCCAAUUCCGUACCUUUUUUUCGUUUUCGGGAAGAGGAUACGAGAGAAAAACGUUUUUGUACCAGAUCUAAAAUAG